This is a messenger RNA of Impatiens glandulifera, 388 nucleotides long. RefSeq names its product protein LITTLE ZIPPER 3. The transcript has a single exon. Lineage: Eukaryota; Viridiplantae; Streptophyta; Magnoliopsida; Ericales; Balsaminaceae. The record is from RefSeq and is a predicted model, not a curated record. Bases 8 to 223 code for a protein of 71 amino acids.
AGAAAAGAUGGAAAGAUUGAACUCAAAGUUGUACUUGCAGAACUGCUACAUAAUGCAGGAAAACGAGAAACUAAGGAAGAAAGCUCAAAUCCUUAACCAAGAGAACCAGGUCCUUCUGACCGAGCUGAAACAGAGGCUAUCUAGGUCCAGCACCAGCACCAACAAUAAUGGACCAAAAUCAUCCAAUGCCGGUCCAAACGGUCUUCCAGACCUUAAUGCUUGAGGAAGAAGAAGCUUCUUUAGUUUUUGUGCAAAAAAAGAAGAAGGAAGUUUGAUAGGUCAAGUAGCAGCAGCAGAAUCCAAUUUAUAUGUAGGAUUUAAGGUUUGUAGCUAGCUUAGGUGUCCGUCUGUCUGUUUGUGUCUGUUUCAGCCAAAUAUAUUAAAUAGU